This is a messenger RNA of Mytilus trossulus (common blue mussel), 3198 nucleotides long. RefSeq names its product protein unc-93 homolog A-like. Gene Ontology annotation, cellular component: plasma membrane; striated muscle dense body. The record is from RefSeq and is a predicted model, not a curated record. The transcript is spliced from 4 exons. NCBI's taxonomy places the organism in Eukaryota, Metazoa, Mollusca, Bivalvia, Mytilida, Mytilidae. Gene Ontology annotation, biological process: regulation of muscle contraction; regulation of potassium ion transport. Bases 1236 to 2819 code for a protein of 527 amino acids. Gene Ontology annotation, molecular function: potassium channel regulator activity.
UACAACCUUCUGAAAUUGAUGUCUGAAAUUGAUUUAAUAAUUACAGAAGAUUUGUUUAUCUUCUAUAGCUAUUUGCCGUUCCCUAUCCGGAUCGAUGUAGUCGUGGAUGGAAGCUGUAUUAAUAUAGAGAAUAUAUUCCCUAAAGAUAACAAAUAACUGUUCUUCAAUGGAUUGAUAGGCAGCUGGUGUGACAUGAUCUGAAUAAAUAUUUCAAAUAACCUAAUUAAAGGAUGAAAGAUGUAUAAUGUCGGAAUGAUUUAGAUACAAUGUAAUAGAAUCAACAGUUGAUUUUUAUGAACAACACACGUUUUAUUUGAUCAUCCGCUGUUUUUAACAUGAAAUAUGUAUGAUUUGACAGAAAAUCAAUGGCGCCGGAAAUGUUAUCGUUAAAACAGCAUAGGAAUUUACUUAGGAUUACACAAGACACUAGUUUAAGUCAUGACGAAUUUGAAAGAUUGAAAGAUGAUAGGAAUUAAUCAUUUUAGCAGAAGACACGUGCUGAAUCUUAAGUACCGUCUAUUCCCGUGUGGACGCGAGAAUCCCGUCUACUUCGGUAUGAAAGAUUGAAUAAAAAAAGUAUAAAUUUAUCUUCUUGAUGGAAAUAUGGAAAUUAUAAAGAAAGGAUAUUUCAAAGUGUAUAAAUAAAAAUUGAGAAUAGUAAUCAAUAUUAUUUUAGAUUUAUCUUCUUGAUGGAAAUAUGGAAACUUUAAAGAAAGAAUAUUUAAAAAAAAAUGAGAAUAGUAAUCAAUUUUUCUUUAACUUCCAAGCAAUUAGUUUGAAACAGAAACCAUUAUAAAGCGGAAAAUCCCGUUCUGUGUACUUAAUUGCAAUCACAUCGAGCCAAGUUGGAUAUAAUCAAUGUUUUAAAUAGUCGAGAAGCUCUUAUCGUCAAAAAUGUAAUUAAUAUACAGAGAGUACAAUAUUUAAUGAAAACAGAUAUUGUUUGUUUUUAAUACGGAGCAAGAUGUACGAACAACGAAUAAUAAAACAGAACGACUUAUUUACAGAAACUAUGAUCUUGUUUAUAGUUUUACAAAUUAUUGAUUAGUGUUGUACAUGUUAUAAGCACUUAAUUUUGCACGAGGAAGAAUACACGCGCUUGCUUGUGCCAGAGAGGUAAGUUAUAUCUACAAAAUUAGUUCCACAUGCUGACGUACUUCAUGUGCCGUAAUAAACGAUAAUUAUCAAUAAAGGUGACAUUUACAUCGUAGUGCUUUAAUCUCCGAUUGACCAUUAUGGAUGAUAUACAUAAAACAUCGAACGAAAAGGUACAUGUUCUAAGCGUAUCGUCUGCGCCUAGUCAUCACGUGCAUCAUGCGGUUAUGACCCACGUGGGAGGGAUUGAAUACGACAAGACUAGGAGACGAAGUACGAUCCAUUCGUAUACUCUAUCGAACUACCACGCUCUUUCGCAUGAUCCGCAGACCAUGAGAGCCGUUCACGAAAUGACUCGGGCGAAAGCUUACAAAAAUGUAAUAGCCCUUGGAUUGGCAUUCAUGUUCGUUUUCACAGCAUUUGUAUCAAUUCAGGGAUUACAAAGUACGAUGAACUGGGAAGGCGGUGUAGGAGUUACGUCCCUUAGCAGCAUAUAUGUGACUACUAUUAUAUCAUGUUUAUUGGCGCCAUGGAUAAUCCAGAAACUUACGACCAAAUGGACAAUGAUUAUUGCCUUUGUGCUAUGUACGGGAUAUUUCGCGGGAAACUUCCAUCCGGAAUAUUAUAUGCUUGUACCGUUGGGCGCAUUACUCGGACUCUUAGGAGGUCCGUUGUGGAGUGCGCAAGCAACAUCUAUCACUUCGAUAUCUUUAGCAUAUUCCGAACAUAUUCAUGCCGAGGAACAAGAAAUUGUCGUGAACAAAAUGAUGGGAAUAUUCUGUGGUUUAUAUAGAACCAGCAAUAUAUGGGGGAACUUAAUAACAACGCUAGUUUUAGGCAAAAACGAAACCCUUCACGUACCCCAAUAUCAUAACUUCUCAACAAACUCUACGUGUGGUGCUGGAUACUGUCUAACAGUAGAAGAUGAACUAAAUCAUGGAAUUUACUUUUCCCAGAAUGCAAUGAGAACCAUCAGUUCGAAAACGAAAAUUAUGUUAUUAAGUAUAUACCUCGGAUGUGGCAUGAUGGGAAUCGUAAUCCUCAUAUUUUUAUUUGACCAACAUAAAAAAUCAAAAUUGAAGUGUAGAGAUGAUGUAUUGUCAUCAAAAGAAACAUUCCUAGCAACAAUAAAAAUGUUUAAAGACACGAAAUGUUUACUCUUGCUGGUGAUUGUUGUGUUCAUCGGUCUAGAACAAGGGUUCAUGUUCAGCGACUUUACAAAGGCAUACAUUUCGUGCACAUUGGGAGUAACAAGUAUUGGACCUGUUAUGAUAUGUUUUGGUGCAGUCAGUUCUGUAAGCUGUAUUUUGAUUGGUUGCAUAGCCAGCCGCCAUAUUAAAAGAUUUGCUUUCAUCAGCGCAGGCGCAACGUUUAACAUUGGUCUACUUAUAGUAUUAUGGUUAUGGAAACCGUCUACCUUAGAUAUUCCAAAUUUUUUCGUGGUAGCAGCAUGUUUAGGAUUAUGUGAUGCUAUCUGGCAAACACAAACUUACACUUUAUUCGGAAUAAUUUUCAUGCAUAAACAGGAAGCAGCUUUUGCCUCAUACCGGAUGUUCUACGCCACCGGAUGUGCAAUUUCGUUUGGAUACAGCUACUUCCUGUGUGUUGAAACAAAAGUAUUAAUUUUGGCCGUAGUAUUAAUCAUUGGACUUAUAUGCUAUUGUGUCAUCGAAAUGAAAGUUCAGUUACAAAGUCAACACAUAAAAGAUAUUGUUGCAUUAUAAUAUGUUUAGCUAACUGUUCACCUUUAAUCUGCAUUAUAUUAAUGCUUAAUUGUAAAUCAUUUUUAUGAUGAAACCAGAAGUCAAACAAUUUAUUAGAAUUUCAAGAAAACACAAUUAACGUAUUAAGAUUACCUGUAAUAACGAAAACAAAACCAAAGAACUAUACAGCAGAUACUCAAAAUUCGUACAACGUUAUUUGUUAACGUGGAAAUGACGCAUAAUAAACUAUUCUAUUAAUUUAGAAGUUAGAAUGACGUUGAAAAUGUGAUGUGAAACACUGCUAUUAUAAGCAUUGUUAGAAGAUGUAUUGAAUUGAAUGUUGAAACAACUUCACAAUUCAAUAUUCAAAUAGCGAUAUGUUAUGUCAAAUGAAAUUGAA